Messenger RNA from Cladocopium goreaui, 1836 nucleotides. NCBI's taxonomy places the organism in Eukaryota, Dinophyceae, Suessiales, Symbiodiniaceae. The record is from the annotation of a GenBank genome assembly.
GUCAAGGCUGGUGGUGCAGGCUACGGUUCUGGAGCUCCUGGAGCCCCGGCGGCUCCAAGUACCUUGCCCAGUCGACCAGCACCUGCAGCACCAAAAAAGGUGCCGGGUGCUCCUUCUGCCUUGCCCAAAGCGGAGGCAAAAGGCCGAGCAGCGCCACCCCCGCCCCGAGCCUUACCGGGGGUGGGAGCCCGUGCUGGGCCGUCUGACUCGGGUUUUUCCGCGCCUCCCCCGCCGGUGGGCCUUCCGACUGCACCUGGCGCUGUGCCAAGUCGUCCUGCUCCAGCUGCGCCAAGCACUGUGCCUAAGGCACCUGUGCGCCCAGCACCACCAGCAGCUCUCCCCAGCGCCAGCGCUUCGCCAGCAGGUUUGAAAGGACCCGAGGCAUCCGAGCCUCCUACGGAGGUGCCAGAAGAGGAGCACCAUGACGAGUCCUGGAGAGAAUUCUUGGAGGAUGAGACUGAUGAAAGUGCUCCUGCCGAUUCUGGUGACGACUCUGAUGAAGGCAGCGCGGCAGUCCAUGGAGAUAGACAUAAGAACGACAUGGAGCUGCUGAUGAAGAUGCAGGCCAAAUCCACACCGAAAGAACGAAAGACAAGUCCAACAUCACCAACAAAGGGUGAAGAUGCCGAUGCCGAGCCUCAGGAGAGGCCCGAGGCCAUUGAAGGAAACACCCAGGAAGCCGAAGAAGCCCACGGGACCACAGGAGGCUACCAGAUGCAACAGAAGAAGGGCUUGAUGUCGCGUCUCUUUGGGUCAAAGCAGAAGUCCGUUGUGGAGAUCCCUCCGGGCACCAGCAUGCUUGGCCAGGACCUCUCAAAGCGAGAAGACAAAUGGUACGAAGAACACCUUGCAAGACUGGGGAAGGAUGGGAUCCGUUGCACCAAAGUUGGUACCAACGGAAAGCCUUAUGAGCGAUUUGUCUACCUGGAUUCCAGAAAUCUCACCCUGGAGAUCCGUGGUGGCCGCAGUGGCACGUCAGGUGUCAUGAUGGACGAUUUGGUGGACAUUCGGCAAGGUCUUAGCAGCCCUGACUUUCAACAGUUUGUUGCGAGAUUGAACAUGGAUCCGCAAGGUGGUCUGGAAAACAAGUCCCUGGUGCUUCAAACGCCGCAUCGAACCUUUUCUUUCAUCAUGUCUGAUAAGGUGCAGCGUGACACCUUUGGAUUUUGUAUCCUUUACCUCCUGAAGAUCAAAAACAGAGGGGUCAUGGCCGCUAGCAGCUCCCCAGCCGUGAAGGCGAGUCAAGGUCCGAAGAGUGGCGUUGGGAAAGUUGCAUAUCCCAACCGAUCUUGUUACGAGGGCCAGUUUAGCAACUACAUGCGACAUGGGCAAGGAGUGUUGACCCUGUCGGACGGAACCAGAUACGUCGCUCAGUGGAAGAACGACGAGCGUCACGGCGAGGGCAAAGAGUUUUGCCCAGAUGGAACCACAUUUGAAGGUCACUACGUGGCUGGCAUGCGUCACGGCUAUGGCGUCAUGAAGUGGCCCGAAGGGUCCAAGUACUCUGGGAUGUUUGAACGUGGACGAGCCAACGGGCAAGGGGAACUCUUGCGAACCGAUGGCUCAGUCUACCGCGGACAGUUCUGUGAGGAUUGCAUGUCGGGCGAAGGGCGAAUGCAGUGGCGCGAUGGUGUCGAAUACAUUGGCCAGUUCGUUGCCAACAAGCGAGAAGGCUAUGGCACCAUGACAUGGAUGAGCGGCAGGUGGAAGAAGUAUGCUGGACAGUGGAAAGACGGCAUGCAGAACGAAGUAGGUGUCUUGGUCGACCACAACGACCAGGAGUUCAAGGGUUUCUUCAAGAUGGGCAAGUUGGACUACUGGAUUGAUGAGCGAUGA